CGCGGGCGGCGGAUCGCCGGAUCCGCCCCGAUCCGGACUGGAUGGUCCGCCCCGGCCGCGCCGCUCCGAUCUGAUCCGGGCGGCGGCGAUCACGCGGGGGGUUUCGGGUUCGGGCGGUGGAGUCUCUGGGCGGCGAGGGUAGGGGUUGUGCCGGUCCGCGUUCCGGAUUCGUGCGCCAGGCGGUUACCCGACCUCCGCGCAAUCCUACUCGGAGUCGCCGCCGCCGCCGACGCGCUCGUGCCGCGCCGGGUAUCUAUAAGGAAGGGGUCGGGCGCUCCAGGUUGAGGCCCCCCCUCGGGAGGAGAUCGCGCCGCGCCCUCGUCUCUCCGCGGGGAAGUCGUGAUCUUGUGGCAGCCGCGCCCGUGGGUUCACGGGGUGGGUGCCGAUUGCUCUGUUGCCGCAUCGCCGCCUGAAGAGGGGUUUUGCGCGUUUGGUCCCAUGGCGGACGGCGCUGAUGCCCCGAGGCAGUACGGGAUAACCAAGCCGUUAUCGCUGCUUGGGCCGGUGGAGGCGGAUCUGCAGAGGACGGCGGAGCUGGAGAAGUUCUUGGUUGAGGCGGGCCUAUAUGAGAGCGUGGAAGAGUCUGCUAAGCGGGAGGAGGUGCUGGGGAAGCUUGACCAGAUUGUUAAAGACUGGGUGAAGCAAUUGACUAGUCAGAGAGGAUAUACCGAUCAAAUGGUCGAAGAGGCAAAUGCUGUACUUUUCACCUUUGGGUCCUAUCGUCUGGGGGUUCAUGGACCUGGGGCUGAUAUUGAUACUCUUUGUGUAGGACCUUCAUAUGUGAAUCGAGAGGAAGAUUUUUUUAUCAUGCUGCAUGAAAUUUUAGCACAAACAGAGGAUGUGACUGAGCUGCAACCUGUGCCUGAUGCACAUGUCCCUGUUAUGAAAUUUAAGUUCCAUGGAAUAUCAAUUGACCUGCUUUAUGCCAGUGUCUCCCUCUUAGUAGUACCAGCUGACUUGGAUAUCUCUCAAGGAUCAGUACUUUAUGAUGUUGAUGAAGCAACUGUCCGUAGUCUUAAUGGGUGCAGAGUAGCAGAUCAAAUUCUUAGACUCGUUCCAAAUAUUGAGAAUUUCCGCACAACAUUAAGAUGUUUAAAGUAUUGGGCAAAAAGAAGAGGUGUUUACUCAAAUGUUACUGGUUUUCUUGGUGGUGUCAACUGGGCUUUACUGGUUGCACGUGUCUGCCAGCUCUAUCCUAAUGCUGUGCCAAGUAUGUUGGUUUCACGAUUCUUUAGGGUUUUUACCCAGUGGCGGUGGCCAAAUCCGGUUAUGCUUUGUUCCAUUGAAGAGGAUGAACUUGGUUUCCCCGUUUGGGAUCCACGCAAAAAUCCUCGCGAUAAAUGUCAUCAUAUGCCCAUUAUAACCCCUGCAUACCCGUGCAUGAACUCGAGCUAUAAUGUUUCAACAAGCACACUUAGGGUUAUGAUGGAGCAAUUUCAGUUUGGUAAUAAAAUUUGCCAGGAAAUUGAAAUGAAUAAGGCCAGCUGGUCUGCUCUUUUUGAGCCUUUUCAAUUUUUCGAAGCAUACAAGAAUUAUCUACAGGUUGACAUCAUCGCGGAAGAUGAUGAAGACCUUAGACUUUGGAAGGGAUGGGUGGAAUCUCGACUGCGGCAACUAACUUUAAAGAUUGAACGUGAUACAUAUGGAAUGCUGCAGUGUCAUCCUUACCCUCAUGAGUACGCAGAUCCCUCUAGGCAGUGUGCUCAUUGUGCUUUCUUCAUGGGCUUAUCAAGGAAAGAAGGUGUGAAAAUACAGGAAGGUCAACAGUUUGAUAUUCGUGGAACGGUCGAUGAGUUUAGGCAUGAAAUCAACUUGUAUAUGUUCUGGAAGCCUGGGAUGGAGUUGGCUGUUUCUCAUGUUCGGAGGAAGCAGAUCCCAGCUUAUGUAUUUCCAGAGGGUUAUAAGAGACCACGCCCUUUGAGACAUGUCAACCAUCAGCAGCAGUCAAAUAAAAACGACCCUGAAGAUGGCACAGCGACCAGAUCUCCGGACAGUCAGCUGAAGAGAAAGCAUGGUUCUGCUGGGGCUGAUGAUGCUGAACCUGGCAGGUUUGCCAAGAGGUCAUCAGUCAGCCCAGUUCAUCCGAAAAAUUCAUCGCCUCAAUCUGGGAAUGUUGGCGAUGAAACUGCAUGUAACAACCAAAUAAAAAGGGCUUCUAGCGAUGCGAGUGGUUGUAGCCAGGCUUCACCACAGGUAUCUGAGAGAAGCCCAGGUCCUGUUGUGUCUGGGCCCAGGUGUGCGGCAAUGGGAGCAUUGUGUUCUGAUGAUGCAACUAGUAAGCAUGGUAUUCCUCUUGUUGAGGACUGUACCACCCCAACUGUAGCUGUAUGCACAACUUUAAAGCGCGUAGCUGAGAAAGUUGUAUCAGAACUAGUUGGAAGUGAUAGGUUGGGAAGCACCAAUAGUGCUGAGUUACUGGAGAGUAUGGAAAAAGAUGUCCUCGCUGAAAAUGUGCAUUUUGGUGGGAAUGGAGUCGCACAUGAGCCAAACCAUAGGAUUGAAGUGGUUUUUUAAGCUGAUGCAGGUAUGAACUUGGAUGCAUCGUGGAAGUCAUUACUGAGGCAUGGUCUUGAACUCAACUCAUGUGUAUUCAGUAUCUACAUUGCUCUGUUUUCUUUAUACUCGGCUGUUUGGUAUUUGUUUGUUACUUUAUGGCAGGGUUACUGCAUGAGAUUGGAAAAAAAAGAUGGUGUAGAGAUGGACAAUUUCUGCCCCCCCCCCCCCCCUUGCUGGAGUGAAUGGUAAGUUGCUCAACUCACAAGUUUCCUUCUGGACACAGAUCUGCAAGCAUGGGGUUUCCCAAGCGGAGAUGUGGAUGUUCAUGUCGAGCAACGACAUGGCAAAAGAACAAAAAUCUCUUUGUUGCCGGGCACAAGAUGCUUGCUUGUACGGUAGAUCUGCAGGGACCAUCAGUCUUCAGUUUUUACUUGUUGAGCAGCUGGCUCUUGUGUAUGAACUGAGCUGUAGCAGGCUUCUCUGAGUUGACUUGAUUCUCGGAAUCUCGGAGAUCCUUGCCCCACCAUGCUUUAGGUCUAGAAUAGAACUAGAUGGGAUGCUGUGUUCCUUAAGGCCCUUUGUACCUUUCCUCCCCCUUGUAAUAUUAAGAUUUUGACUGAUUCUUAUGUGUUGGUGGCGCCAUCCUAGUUCUUGUGAUGAUUCUGAUGAUGUAUGAUUUGUGCU
Panicum virgatum (switchgrass) is the source of this 3180-nucleotide messenger RNA. Its product is annotated as nuclear poly(A) polymerase 4-like. Gene Ontology annotation, molecular function: RNA binding; poly(A) RNA polymerase activity. Lineage: Eukaryota; Viridiplantae; Streptophyta; Magnoliopsida; Poales; Poaceae. The record is from RefSeq and is a predicted model, not a curated record. The transcript is spliced from 11 exons. Bases 439 to 2514 code for a protein of 691 amino acids. Gene Ontology annotation, cellular component: nucleus.